CCCUGGGAAAUACCUCCCUGACUGGGGACGAAGUCAGUGUCUCACAGGGUAAUUGAGUCAUGAGGGGUGGAGAAAAGAGAGGGAGGCGGAUGAUAAAUAGGAGCGUCACUCCCCAGGCUGCUCUCUGCAUCCUCAACACCUUCCCAGCAGCAUGCAUCUCAACAGUUUUCUCAGGUCUUGCUGCCUCCUACUGUUCCUGGGGGCUCUGCCUGCCUGGGCAGCCCAUGAUGACCCCAUUGAGAAGGUCAUAGAAGGUUUCAGCCGAGGGCUGAGCAAUGCAGAGAGAGAGGUGGGCAAGGCCCUAGAAGGCAUCAAUAACGGAAUCACUCAAGCUGGAAGGGAAGUGGAGAAAGUUUUUAAUGGACUUAGCAACAUGGGGAGCCAGGCCGGCAAGGAGGUGGAACGCGGCUUGGACAAAGUAUCCCAUGGCAUCAACAAUGGCGUCGAACACGCAGGAAAUGAAGCAGAGAAGCUUGCCCAUGGGGUCAACCACGCUGCUGGACAGGUUGGGAAGGAGGCAGACAAAAUGAUUCAUCAUGGGGUCCACCAUGGGGUCAAUCAGGCGGGCAGUGAAGCAGGGAGGUUUGGUCAGGGAGCCCACCAUGUCACGGGGGAGGCUGGGAAUGAGGCUGGGAGGUUGGCUCAAGGGGCCCACCAUGCUUUUGGUCAGGCCGGGAAGGAGGCAGACAAGUUUGGCCAUGGGGCCCACCAUGCUUUUGGUCAGGCCGGGAAGGAGGUGGACAAGUCUGGCCAGGGGGCCCACCAUGCUGUUGGUCAGGCCGGGAAGGAGACGGACAAGUUUGGCCAGGGGGCCCACCAUGCUGUUGGUCAGGCCGGGAAGGAGACGGACAAGUUUGGCCAGGGAGCCCACCAUGCUUUUGGUCAGGCCGGGAAGGAGGCGGACAAGUUUGGCCAGGGGGCCCACCAUGCUGUUGGUCAGGCCGGGAAGGAGGCAGACAAGUUUGGCCAGGGGGCCCACCAUGCUUUUGGUCAGGCGGGGAAGGAGGCAGACAAGUUGGGUCAGGGGGCUCACAAUGCCUUUGGUCAGCCUGGGAGGGAAGCAGAGAAGUUUGGUCAGGAUGGUAGCCAUGCAUUUGGUCAGCCUUCAAAGGAAGCAGAGAAGUUUGGUCAGGGUGUCCACAGUGGCUUUGGGCAGGCUGGGAAGGAGGCAGAGAAGGUUGGUCAGGGGAUUCACAAUGCCUUUGGUCAGGCUGGGGAGGAGGCAGAGAAGGUUGGUCAGGGGAUUCACAAUGCCUUUGGUCAGGCUGGGAAGGAGGCAGAGAAGUUGGGCCAGGGAGUUCACCAGGCCUUUGGUCAGGCUGGGAAGGAGGGAGGCAAAGUGGUUCAGGGGGCCAAUCAGGGACUUAGCCACGCUGCGAUGGAGGCCCAACAGUUUGGCCAUAGCCAGGGCCAUGGUUAUUAUGUGGCAGGGCAGGCAAGGCAAGAGGGAGACAAAGCAGUCUAUCCUGGGAUUAGCCAGGCUGGGAAGGACAUGGAAUGGUUUGGCCAGGGUGUCCACCAUGCCUUUGAACAGGCCGGAAAGGAAGCAGACAAAGUGAUUCAAGGGGUCCACACUGGGUUCAACCAGGCCGGGAAGGAGGCAGAGAAAGUUGGCCAAGGGGUCAACUAUGCUGCUGGUCAGGCCGGAAAGGAAGCGGAGAAACUUGGCCAAGGCGUCCACCAUGCUGCUGGCCAGGCCGGGAAGGAAAUGGACAGGUUGCAGCAAGAUGUUCAUAAUGGGGUCAACCAAGCCAGCAAGGAGGCCAACCAGCUGCUGAAUGGCGCUCAUCAAGGCGGGUACACAGGCCAGCACGGAGGGGCCGCAACCACUACAGCAGCAUCUGGGGCCUCGGUCAACAAGCCAUUCAUCAACUUCUCAGCUCUGUGGAGGAGCAUCGCCAACAUCAUGCCCUAAACUGAUGCCCAGGCAAUAGAACACUCCUGUAGUCACAUCAGCUGACAUGGCUUGGAAGAGCUGGGGGUGGGGGACAAGCUUCCUGGGGGUCCUUAAGUGGGCUACGCUGAGCUCUGUGAAUAAACGUGACAUAUUGUCCUCUCUCAUCA
Nannospalax galili (Upper Galilee mountains blind mole rat) is the source of this 2064-nucleotide messenger RNA. RefSeq names its product suprabasin (gene Sbsn). NCBI's taxonomy places the organism in Eukaryota, Metazoa, Chordata, Mammalia, Rodentia, Spalacidae. The transcript is spliced from 4 exons. The coding region runs from base 152 to 1915 and encodes 587 amino acids. The record is from RefSeq and is a predicted model, not a curated record.